Molecule: messenger RNA, 1010 nt
Organism: Pocillopora meandrina
Lineage: Eukaryota; Metazoa; Cnidaria; Anthozoa; Scleractinia; Pocilloporidae
Source: the annotation of a GenBank genome assembly
GCCACAAUCAAGGGAACAAGAUCGUUAGAAUGCCAUCAGUGUAAUGCCACCUUGUUAGCAUUCAAUUGUCUGAGAAAUUCCAGUAUUGAGAGCUGCUCACAAGGUAGCGAGUCAGUUUGCAUGAGUAUUGAUGCCUCGCUGACAGAUUUAAAGGGAAAAAAGUCAAAUUUGUUCUUAAGGUAUGAUGCACUAGAACCAGCUACUCGCAACUUAAUUUGCUACCUUUUCCCUUCAAGUAGCAAUUUAGACCUUACUGCUGUAGAAGAAGAACCUCCAGGAUUCUCAUCUCCCAACCACAAGUGAUCAGUGAGGGAGUGGAGUGGUUACCUAAUACUGAGCGCGCUAAAACUCAAGAUUAAACAUCCGGGUUCGAUCUUAUCUGCGAAACUGGCGGUGUUUUGGGCACUUAAUGAAAACAAAGAGGAAGGAACCACGAAACCCCGUAAAUUUGCCACUUAUUUUGGUACCCUUGCCGCUCUAAAAACUAAAAUCAUUACUUGGACAGAGUAGAAAGAAACAGUUCGUGAGCAGGACGCUUUACCCUAACACUGUCUCUCUUCACCACUGGGUAAUCGAAAACAUUUUGGGGAAUCCUGAUCAUAUGUUACAACCGGAUGGCCUACCAUUGAUUGGCAUUUCUUCCGGAGGCCAGCAUGGCAAUAUUUUUAGUCGCUUCAUUCUUCAGAAACUGGGAUAAGCUCAUGUACAUAACAUUGUCAAAACCCUUCAUCUCCAAACAUAAUGCAGCGUAAUUGUUUUCCAUCUUUAGGCAAUGUUCGUCGAAAAGAGAAUGCUACUCGCUCCAGCCCUGCAGAGAUAUCAAAAUUCACCUGUGGAGAGAGAAGCCCGGGCUACUUGUAGAGCCCAGCUGCCGCCCGGAAUGCUGUGCCACUGAUCGUUGCAACCAUCGUGUAGGAACACUAGAUUUGAAUAAAUCAAGCACCCGUAAAAUUAUAACGACAUCAUCUGGACAGAAAACUUUAAAAAAGUGCUUCGAAUUCGAGCCAAAA